This is a messenger RNA of Staurois parvus, 328 nucleotides long. NCBI's taxonomy places the organism in Eukaryota, Metazoa, Chordata, Amphibia, Anura, Ranidae. The record is from the annotation of a GenBank genome assembly.
UGUCUAACAUAUUUUCUUUCAUGCGAAACCUCAAAGUAUGAUGUACCAGGUCCAUUUGAGUACUGGGGAAAACGCUUUGCAUGCAUUUUUCAUGAUGAUAAAAGGCUCUGGACAGCAUCUGGAAAUGGAAGAGUUAAAAGAAAUUUCCAAACGCAAACGCUUAUAAAUACUGUUAGCCAUGUUUACACGUAUUUACAAGCAUUUGGCGUUUGAAACGCUGAUAAAAUCUACUCCUGAACGCAAUUUUGGUGCAUUAAAAAAAACGACGACUGUAAACGACAUAGUGUUGAGAACUGCUGGUGUACAUGGACACAUAAGAAAAUAUUAG